AUGGAUCCUGUCACUGCACUUGGGCUGGCAGCCAGUAUUGUCGCCGUCAUUCAGCUGACUGGCGCGCUGAUCAAGCCUGCCACCUCGUCGCUUGGACCGUCUGAAAAUGAUGAGAAAGAACUGAAGAGACUUCUAUCGGCCAUGGCCGGGUUUCAAACUGCGUAUAACAAUCUCGAGCUCUUCCUCAAAAGUAACCCUGGCACAGCGGAGGCUCUGGCAACGGCUAUCGAACAGCCGCUCGAAACUUGUAAGGCUGUACUUGCUGAGCUGAGGCUUCGGCUGGCAGGAAUGACAUUUGUGAGAAAGCACAUCAUUGGCAAGAAAUGGGACAAGAGUUUUAAACGGAUGGUGAAGCGGCUGGAAGAUGCAAGGCAGCUUUUCGAUGUCAUACUUCAAGGAGACCAAUCAGAGAGGUUAAUUAAGAUCUCGCAAUUUUUGGAGCAAAAUUCCGAAGAUAUCGGAGCAAUCAAAGACGGUCUCCAGGAUGCCGGGGAACACCUCUCAGAGAUCCAUCUCACAGUACAGACUAAUCAACAGCGUAUGGAAGCGCAAGCAGCUCAGAACCAAUCAGCGUUAUACUUGAUGAUGGAAGAUUAUCAGGAUAGGAUUGAGAAUCAGUUUUCGCGAUUGGAAAUAGAAGAACAAAAGAAGCUGAAGUAUAGAAUCCUUCAAUGGCUCACAGUCGCAGACCCCAGGUCGAAUCAUGACAGGGCAUGCAAAAGUCACAAAACUGGAACAGGAGACUGGUUUACCAAAGGCCAACGCUACCGAACCUGGCUCGCUGAACCGAAAUCUCUUUUCUGGCUGAACGGAAAAGCUGGCUGCGGCAAGACUGUUCUUAGCUCCACAAUCAUCGAAAGCACCUCUAUUCAUUGCGACGAAAAUGAAGGCUGCGUAAUGUCAUACUUCUAUUUCUCCUUCACGGACUCUGCAAAGCAACAAUGCUCGAAUAUGUUAUCUUCGCUCCUCGCUCAGCUCUCAUCACAGGUCGAUCUUACCCCCGAUUGCCUAGUAUCUCUGCACCGCACUUAUCAACAUACCACACCACCAACCGACGUUCUGAAAAGGAUUCUUCAAAAUCUGUUUGAGGAGAUGCCAUUCUUUCAUGUGCAUCUAAUUAUCGACGCAUUAGACGAGAUCCCGGGCACAGAGGGGCGUGAAGAAGCCUGCAAGUUGCUCGAAGAGCUUUCUCAAAGUCCGAAAGCCCAUGUAUUAGUGACCAGUCGUAGAGAGCAUGACAUUACCGAGUGUAUGUCAGAAUGCAACAGCGUCACGGACAUCUCGAUCCAGAACCCGGCAGUGGACUAUGAUAUACAACUCUACGUCCGAGAACAAUUAAAGGAGGACAAGAAACUCAAGAGGUGGUCUGCAUUACACUCUGAGAUUGAAGAUAUCUUAAGUAGAAAAUCGGACGGAAUGUUUCGGUGGGCUGCUUGUCAACUUGAGGCUCUAAGGAAGUGCCCGAGUAUAAAGAAGGUUCGAGAGGUACUAGGGAACCUUCCUAAAACGUUGGAUGAGACCUAUGAGCGCAUCCUUCUGAGCGCCGAUGAAGACUACCAAGACAUCAUCGCCGAAGCUCUGAGAUGGUUAUGCUUCUCAGAAGUAACACUGACCAUCGCACAGCUCGCCGAAGCAGCCAUUUUCAGCGCUACCGUGGAAUCUCCGUCUGAAGAAGCUCCAUUGGAGAUCUCCUUCGAUAACGAUGCCUUCUUCCAGGACCCACUCGAUAUUCUGGGCUUAUUAUCUGGGUUGGUGGUCUGCCUGCCUCUUGCCAAUACCGACGAUUUUGAUGAGUGGGAUGAUAUGGACGACCUUGAAGAGUUAGGUGAUACCGACGAGGCCGAUAAAUCGGAUAGUGUCGUUGACUCCGACGAUAUGGAACACCAAGCUCCUGAGCCACUGGCUGAAAUCGGUGUGAAAUCAAAAAUUCUACUCAGCCAUUUCUCAGUAAAGGAAUAUUUAACCUCAGGUCGGUUGAGAAGUCAGGAGUCGCCGGAUGGUCCCGAGGCAAGUUCUAGCAAUCACUUCAUCGACCUCACACAUUCGAGACCUUUCUUCGUUUACGCCUGCCGCCAUUGGGAUAAUCUCGCAAGAAAGGUGGACUAUGAAUCAAAACUUACUGACUUGAUUAUUUCAAUCCUCAAAGCGGAGUUAAGAUUAAGAAAAUUCUUCCUCGCAAAAGCGGUACCCGAUGACCUGAAAUCUCCAGAUAUCCCACCACUCUAUUUCGCAGCUGCCUUGCAACUUUAUUGGCCAUGUAAAAAGUUGACUCAGAACGGAGUCGAUGGCAAUGGGCAAGAGGGAUGCCAAUAUACGAGGGGGACAUUAUGA
Molecule: messenger RNA, 2331 nt
Organism: Hyaloscypha bicolor E
Lineage: Eukaryota; Fungi; Ascomycota; Leotiomycetes; Helotiales; Hyaloscyphaceae
Exons: 6
Coding region: 1-2331 (776 amino acids)
Source: RefSeq, a predicted model, not a curated record